CUACGCUGGAUGCUCACGACAUUGCAUAAGUAGAGGAUAUGGAAGUAAAGUGAAAUAUACGAUCGAGGUGGUAAACGUCUGUUUCAUAGAAAGUGUGUUCAUGGCGGAGAUAUAUAAACCACAAGUAGGAAUUACAAACACACAAAGCCUUCCGAUUCUGUGAGAGCCAUCAUGAAGGCAUUGAGUGUCAUCAGCGUUUGCUUUUGCUUGGCUCUAGCCGCAGACUCCGAAAAGAAGGAGGUAACGCAGGAGAGCAAAAAACAAGAGAAACGUGGCCUAUACGGCCUAGGCGACCACGGAGGAGGUGGUGGUUACGAUUUUGGGGGUCACGAUUUUGGAGGCGGUGAUUAUGGUGGUCAUGGCGGCCAUGAACACCAUGAACACGUCAAAACCAUAGUCGUUGAAAAAAAGAUCCCCACUCCUUACGAAGUAAUCAAGCAUGUGCCUUAUACGGUAGAAAAGAAAGUACCUUACGAGGUUAAGGUACCGGUACCGCAACCCUACACUGUCUACAAAAAGGUACCAGUGCAUGUCAAGGAAAUCAUUAAAGUACCUGUGGUUAUUCCACAACCUUACGAAGUUAUCAAAAAGGUACCUUACGAAGUAAAAGUACCGGUACCACGACCGUACGAAGUUAAAGUACAUGUACCUCAACCUUACACUGUAGAAAAGAAAAUUCCAGUACCAGUCAAAGUACCAAUUCCACAACCUUACACAGUAAUCAAGAAGGUGCCUUAUCCAGUUAAAGUAGAAGUACCAUAUCCUCAACCUUACACCGUUGAAAAGAAAGUACCAUACGAAGUUAAAAUUCCCAUUGACAGGCCUUAUCCGGUACAUGUACCAAAACCAUACCCAGUCACAGUGGAGAAACACGUUCCAUAUCCUGUAGACAAGCCAGUACCUUACGAAGUCAAAGUACCAAUCGAUAAACCAUACCCCGUUCAUGUACCUAAACCUGUACCUUACCCAGUCAAAGUACCAGUACCUCAACCUUACACCGUAGAGAGGAAAGUACCGUAUGAAGUAGAGAAACCUGUUCCAGUGCCAGUUAAGGUACAUGUCGACAAACCUUACCCAGUCAUCAAAGAAGUACCUUAUCCAGUAGAAAAAGAGGUACCAUACCCCGUAAAGGUACCAGUAGCUGUUCCCGUCCACAUUCCUCACCACCACGAAGAAGUCCAUGGCGGUGGUGAUUAUGGAGGUGGAGAUUAUGGUGGCGGCGAUUACGGUGGACAUGGGUACCACUAAAUAGAAUUGUUAUACAUACCAUUAUACCUUGUUCAAUUAAUAUGUAAUGCGUCCCAAAAUUUUGUCCUAGUCUUCUGCGAUAUAUUGGUUUAACAUUAAUUAAAUAUAUUUACAUAUUACAUGAAUAAGGUAUAAUUGUUAAAUCUUUUGUUAUCACAAGAUUGCCACAUGCUUGUUAUGCGCUGUUUUAAAAACAAAAAGAAAUACUCCAUUUCGUCAUUUUAUACUUUUACAUCUUAAUUUCCUUAAAACCAGGAAGCGUACAGUAUUAUUACUUAGAAACUGUGUUAAUUAGUAUAUUUAUCUAUG
Psylliodes chrysocephalus is the source of this 1557-nucleotide messenger RNA. NCBI's taxonomy places the organism in Eukaryota, Metazoa, Arthropoda, Insecta, Coleoptera, Chrysomelidae. The record is from the annotation of a GenBank genome assembly.